CUGCAACCACCACCCGGCGGCGGGGCCAUGCGAGGAAAGGCGGCACAUUCCGAGAUCACACAUGCAAUUCAAAGUCUUUGCGUUGGCAGCGGUCGUCGCGUCCGUGGCGGGGCAGUGCGAAAUGGGCUGUAUUGACCAGUACGCCCCUGUGUGUGGGUCGAACGGCAAGACGUACUCGAACGAGUGCCAACUAAGGGUCGAUGCCUGCACGACCAAGAGCAAAAUCGAAAUCGCCUCGCAAGGUGAAUGCCAGGGGUCAAAUUCCGGCAACUGCGAAAAGCAAUGCACUCGUGAAUUCGACCCCCAAUGCGGUUCGGACGGCAUCACGUACGGCAACAAGUGCCUCCUCUCGGUCGCGACAUGCAAGAAUUCAUCUGUCAGGCUCGAACGGGCAGGCGAAUGUGGCACCAGUUCUCCUUCGACGUGCAAGAAAGGAUGCCCGGAAAUCCUAAAGGAAGUGUGUGGCUCCAAUGGCAAAACGUACAGCAACGAGUGCGAACUCCAGAAUGCUGCGUGCGAUAUUCCGUCGUUGAAGGUCGCCACCGAAGGUGCCUGUGUCGCUACUUCUUCUGCUUCGCCCGCUAACAACGCUGCGGACGACGCUUCCAACAAGGCAGUGACCACGACACCCGCUCCUGCAGUCCCUGCUGCCGUCAAGUCGGCAUCUAUGGGCUUGGUCACGUCCACGGCGGCCUUUUGUGUAGCCGCUGUGGCCUGUGUGUUGCCGUAAGCAUUGUUAUCCUACGUAAAUCCGAAAAAAGGCUCAGGGUUUUCGUCGAUGUGAGACUUGUCCGUUUCGGGGGCCACCAACAAGUUGCUCGAGCCAUUUCUCAAUGAAUUCCUCGCCUUCCAAGCAACGCCCCACCACGUCGUCAAUGCUGGUGUGGACCGACCUUGCGUGCAUGUAUCCGAUUCCAUUCGUUGCGGAGCUGCAAACUCGAGCAACUCUUUUGAUUCCGACAUGCAACGUUGACAGCUUGAUGUCGUUCGCGCAACGCACUCGCCGCAAUCUCAGCGACACUCAGCCCACCUGCGACCUCUUAGAAACAAUUGUUGUUCCAACCGUGUGAUGUCUCGAUCCCUUUGGCGGUUGUUGAGCUUCAAGUAGAGGGUUUACCAUCUGCCAAGCUCCGAGGUCGGCACCCC
Messenger RNA from Aphanomyces invadans, 1146 nucleotides. RefSeq lists its product as hypothetical. Gene Ontology annotation, molecular function: protein binding. The transcript has a single exon. Lineage: Eukaryota; Oomycota; Saprolegniomycetes; Saprolegniales; Verrucalvaceae. The record is from RefSeq and is a predicted model, not a curated record. The coding region runs from base 62 to 730 and encodes 222 amino acids.